AUGAAGUGUGGGAAAUCAGAGAUGGGUGAUGUAGCUAAAGAUCUAACUGCUGGGACCGUUGGAGGAGCAGCACAGUUGAUAUGUGGGCAUCCUUUUGAUACCAUCAAGGUCAAACUCCAAAGCCAGCCUGUUCCACUUCCCGGCCAGCCUCCCAAAUACUCGGGUGCUAUUGAUGCUGUGAAACAAACAAUAGCUGCAGAAGGCCCCAGGGGUUUGUACAAAGGCAUGGGGGCCCCACUUGCCACUGUAGCAGCAUUCAAUGCAGUGCUCUUCACAGUUCGGGGUCAAAUGGAGGCCUUAUUGAGGUCUGAACCCGGUGCCCCUCUUACAGUGAAUCAGCAGGUAGUUUGCGGCGCUGGAGCUGGGGUUGCUGUGUCUUUUCUGGCCUGUCCUACUGAACUGAUAAAAUGCAGAUUGCAAGCCCAGAGUGCAUUGGCAACUACUGAUUCAGCUGCCGUUGCUGUUAAGUACGGUGGACCAAUGGACGUGGCAAGGCACGUUCUUCAAACAGGAGGUGCACGAGGUUUGUUCAAGGGGUUGGUUCCCACUCUCGCACGUGAAGUUCCUGGAAAUGCUGCUAUGUUCGGCGUAUAUGAAGCCCUUAAAAGCUAUUUUGCUGGAGGACGGGACACUUCUGAAUUGGGACGAGGUUCACUAAUGUUAGCCGGAGGAUUGGCUGGAGCUGCGUUCUGGAUGUCUGUUUACCCGACUGAUGUGGUCAAGAGUGUAAUUCAGGUUGACGAUUACAAUAAUCCUAAGUUCUCAGGUUCUAUUGAUGCAUUUAGGAAGAUCUUGGCAUCGGAAGGAGCGAAAGGUCUUUACAAGGGUUUCGGUCCUGCAAUGGCCCGAAGCAUUCCAGCAAAUGCAGCAUGCUUCUUGGCUGAAAUCGCUGCUGGGACAUUUUCCCAGCAGCGCGAAAUUGCUGCUGGUUUUCCUAGCAGUGAACCAGCAGCGAUUUGGCUGCUGCCCAGUCGCGCUGCGCCACACAGAAGCUGCGAUGAUCGUACGCGCUCAUCAACGCUGUGUGCAACUCCGCGCGGCGGUGAUUCAGGUAGAUCUUGUGGUGCUGUGAAUAUAGAAAAAAAUGUUGGCUCAAGUGUGGAUUCAUCUAGUGGCAAGAGGAAGACUUGUGGUGGCGAUGACACUAUAAGCGGUGCUACACCGCUGCGCAGUGGUGAUCUGUGUGUUUGUAACAAAAAAUGGGUAUGA
Messenger RNA from Fraxinus pennsylvanica, 1209 nucleotides. NCBI's taxonomy places the organism in Eukaryota, Viridiplantae, Streptophyta, Magnoliopsida, Lamiales, Oleaceae. The record is from the annotation of a GenBank genome assembly.